UGCUUUUUUGAAUAAUGUUGUGUAAAAGUGCUACUCGAUUUUCCUGUUAUUUUACGAGAAACGUUCGAAGAGACUUUCACGUAACCAUCAAUCCUCUUCGUAAGAUAAUCAAGGAAUCUGGUAACGUUGUUGAGUCCGUCAAUACCGGAAAUGCAAUUAAACCUCCACGAAUACUAAUAACAGGUGGUCUCGGACAAUUAGGCACGGAAUGCGCGAAGUUGCUUCGUCGAAAUUACGGUAAUGAGAAUGUCAUACUGUCAGACAUUAUCAAGCCAUCGGAGGAGAGCUUAGAGAACGGACCUUUCAUCUUUGCCGACAUCCUCGACUUUAAGGGUCUGCAGAAGAUAGUCGUGGACUAUGGAAUCGACUGGCUCAUCCACUUCAGCGCUCUACUUAGCGCUGUGGGCGAACAAAACGUACCGCUAGCCGUCAGAGUCAAUAUCGAAGGAAUGCACAACGUUAUCGAAUUAGCGAAACAGUAUAAGCUGAGAAUUUUCAUACCAUCGACGAUUGGCGCAUUUGGUCCCGAUUCGCCGAGGAAUCCCACGCCGAAUGUUACGGUGCAACGACCUCGUACGAUUUACGGUGUCAGCAAGGUCCACGCUGAACUCUUAGGAGAGUAUUAUCAUCAUCGCUUUGGUCUAGAUUUUCGAUGUCUUCGAUUUCCCGGUGUAAUCAGCAGCGAUCCACCUGGCGGCGGCACUACAGAUUACGCUGUAGCGGUAUUUCAUGAAGGACUGUUAAACAAAAGAUACGAGUGCUACUUGGAGCCUCAUACAAGACUGCCCAUGAUAUACAUCGAUGACUGUCUGUCGGCGCUCUUUCAGUUUUUGAAUACACCUGAAAAAUUAUUGCGUAGACGAGUUUACAACGUUACAGCCAUGAGCUUCACACCUGAAGAAUUGUUUAAUGAACUCUUUAAAUAUAUACCGGAUUUGAAAAUUACUUACAAACCUGACAAACGACAGCAUAUCGCGGAAAGCUGGCCGCAAGUUUUCGACGAUAGCGAAGCACGACGGGAUUGGGGAUGGCAGCAUAAAUAUGAUCUACAGAGGCUAGUGGAGUUAAUGGUGCAAGAUGUUAACACGAAUUUUUUACCAAAAUAUCGACUGAAAGAAGUCAACAGCUACGUAUAAAUUCUAUAAAAAUUAUACAUAAUUGACUUCUUUCAAUUGAUGUGUGUUUUGAGAGCUUCUAUGUUAUAACAAUUGACAUACUAGAAGCCUAUACCGGUCGAAGCUAGAUCUUUUAAUGCUUUAACUAAGCAAUUCGGUGCACAGUUUGAAGGACUAUACAAAUAUGGUAUAUAUGCAAGAGUACAUAUAUAAUUCACAUUGAAUUAUUUAAAGCAUUAAAAGAUCUAGCUUCGACCGGUAUAGGCUUCUAGUAUAUCAAUUGUGUUUCACAUGUACGG
Mycetomoellerius zeteki is the source of this 1414-nucleotide messenger RNA. RefSeq names its product L-threonine dehydrogenase (gene Tdh). Lineage: Eukaryota; Metazoa; Arthropoda; Insecta; Hymenoptera; Formicidae. Gene Ontology annotation, biological process: L-threonine catabolic process. The transcript has 5 exons. Gene Ontology annotation, molecular function: L-threonine 3-dehydrogenase activity. The record is from RefSeq and is a predicted model, not a curated record. The coding region runs from base 15 to 1136 and encodes 373 amino acids.